This is a messenger RNA of Schistocerca gregaria, 1073 nucleotides long. Its product is annotated as serine/arginine-rich splicing factor 7-like. Gene Ontology annotation, molecular function: mRNA binding; zinc ion binding. The transcript is spliced from 5 exons. Gene Ontology annotation, biological process: mRNA splicing, via spliceosome. The coding region runs from base 182 to 718 and encodes 178 amino acids. The record is from RefSeq and is a predicted model, not a curated record. Gene Ontology annotation, cellular component: nuclear speck. Lineage: Eukaryota; Metazoa; Arthropoda; Insecta; Orthoptera; Acrididae.
ACAUCUUUGGAGAUCACUUAAUGAGUUUGUGUGGUGUCAUAGGGUUUGUAGGUGUGGGUGUUUAGGUGUUUGUUGUGCGGCGUUGUGUAGGGGGAGCGAAGAUUUGGAGGUCGGGAUAAACGUUGCAGCGUAAAGGUGCGUGUUACUCCAUAUCACUGCCAGCGGCAAAAGCGUGCCAGAAAUGUCGAGCAGAAGAGCGAGAAAACGGAGCCCUAGUUCAGUAUCGAGUGAAGGCAGCAAACGCAGUAGAAGCUAUUACGACGAUGCCGAUUUUGAGGAAGAAGAAGAAGGCUAUCGGUUACACAUAGCGGAUGUUGGGCUCAGUGUAUCAAAGAGAGACUUGGAACGUCUCUUUGAAAAAUAUGGUCGCCUCAAGGAAGUCUGGUUGGCCAAAGCUCCACCUUGCUUUGGUUUUGUAGUUUACCAUGAGAAAGAUGAUGCUGAAGAUGCUGUCAAAGCUACAAAUGGAAUAACACUUCAUGGCAGUCGUAUUAGAGUCACCUUCGCUCGGCCAAGGACUCGUGGGAAAGGUCGCAGGGGAUUUGAUCCCAAUAUGCGCUGCUAUCAGUGUGGAGAUAAGGGACAUUUCUCCAGGGAUUGCCCCGACACUCCAUAUGGAUAUAAACGACCACCAUCCAGGUCACCACAGCCUAGGAGGAGACCACCACCAUAUCGAUCAUCGGGUGGUACACGAUACAGUAGGAGGAGGCGGUAUUGAUUGCUGUUGCUGUUAAGAACCAAGGGACAUUAUUCUCUUGUUACCAAAGUAAAUAAUUUAGUUAUUAUAUACAAUUACAUUAAUAAAAUAAAAUUUCAUCCUCACUGUAAUGAGAUACUGUGAAUUACUUGGGUAUUUAGGCACUGUAAGCGUUAAUGCAUUGUCAGUGCUUGGUUACUUAAGUAUUUCAUGGCGUAACUGGAGAAAUCGGAUACAUUGUGUAUUGGAUGUGAACGAUGCAUAUUUGCGUACGUAUACAAAUUGGUACAAAAAAUACAUUAGUUUGAAUUGUUCAUGUUCAUGUUUCUGAUGUCUGACUUAUGUGAUAAUAAAACUGAUGAAUUUACUUUUAAAA